CCCAAAACUCUCCUUUUUAUUCGUACUCAGGAAGUAAGAAUCAAUAAACAAUUUCAAAGCUUUGGCGCCAAUUCCACUUCUCUCUAUUUCUUUCCCAAUUGUACUUGUAGGGUUUCUUCUUCUUUUUUUCUUCACUUCCCAAAUAAGAAAAUUCCCAGAAUGACCUCCACAAGUCCUCUACGCAUCAACGACGACGAGGAUGACGACGAAUUUGAUUGGGAGGCAGCUGUUAGAGAAAUUGAUGUCGCAUGUGAAAACGCAAACCUCCAAACCGAACCUUCUUCUUCACGUUCUGAAAAUAAUUUAUCUAAUGUGAUUUUGAAAAAGCCCGGUGCUUGUAAGCAAUCUACACUAGAGAGGUUUAUUGGGAAGACAGUUAGGCCGGACCCACCACCUGGAAAUCCAACUGUUAUUGAUGAUGAGAAUGGGGUAAGCUGCAUUGAAAUUGAUGCCGAGGCAGCUAAAACUUGGAUAUACCCAGUUAAUGUUCCAGUUCGUGAUUAUCAAUUGGCGAUAACAAAGACGGCAUUGUUUUCAAAUACAUUGGUGGCAUUACCAACUGGGCUUGGAAAGACACUUAUUGCUGCAGUUGUUAUGUACAACUAUUUUAGGUGGUUUCCCGAUGGGAAAAUAGUAUUUGCUGCUCCAUCUCGACCACUUGUGAUGCAACAAAUUGAAGCAUGCCAUAAUAUUGUGGGAAUACCACAAGAAUGGACAAUUGAUAUGACAGGUCAGCUAAGCCCUGCAAAAAGGGCAUGCUUUUGGAAAACUAAACGAAUGUUCUUUGUUACUCCACAAGUUCUGGAGAAGGAUAUUCAAGCUGGCACAUGUUUGGUGAAACACCUGGUGUGUUUGGUCAUUGAUGAGGCUCAUCGUGCAUUAGGAAAUUAUUCUUAUUGUGUGGCAGUUCGUGAGUUAAUGGCAGUACCAAUUCAGCUAAGAAUACUUGCUUUGACAGCAACACCAGGAUCAAAGCAACAGGCCAUCCAGCAUAUUAUUGACAAUCUACAUAUUUCAACACUUGAAUACCGCAAUGAAGGUGAUGCUGAUGUCGUUCCAUAUGUUCACAACAGAAAGAUUGAAUUGAUUGAGGUUGCACUGGGAAAAGAUGCUGUUGACAUAAAUAAACAGCUAUUGGCAGUGAUACAUCCAUAUGUGGCCAGGCUUUCUGCAGUUGGACUUCUCCAAAAUAGAGACUAUAAGACUUUCAGCCCCCCUGAUUUACUUAAUUCAAGGGAUAAAUUUCGUCGAGCACCACCAUCAGAACUUCCCCAAAACAAGUAUGGAGAGAUUGAAGCUUAUUUUGCAGGUCUUAUUACUCUUUAUCACAUUCGUAAGCUCCUUUCAAGUCAUGGAAUACGGCCAGCAUAUGAGAUGCUGGAAGAAAAGUUGAAACAAGGGUCAUUUGCAAGACUGAUGUCCAAAAAUGAAGACAUUAGAAAAGUAAAGCUUUCAAUGCAGCAAAGCUUGUCCCAUGGUGCACCUAGUCCCAAAUUGUCAAAAAUGUUGGAGAUACUGACGGACCAUUUCAAAGCAAAGGACCCACAGAACUCAAGAGUGAUAAUUUUCUCUAAUUUUAGAGGAAGUGUAAGGGAUAUAAUGGAUGCAUUGACAAAUAUUGAGAACGUAGUUAAAGCAACUGAGUUUAUUGGUCAAAGCUCAGGAAAAGCAUUGAAAGGCCAGUCACAAAAAGUUCAACAGGCUGUUUUGGAGAAAUUCCGAGCUGGUAAAUACAAUGUUAUCGUUGCAACAUCAAUUGGUGAAGAAGGUCUGGAUAUUAUGGAAGUUGAUCUCGUAAUAUGUUUUGAUGCUAAUGUGUCACCACUAAGAAUGAUUCAGCGCAUGGGAAGAACUGGUAGGAAGCAUGAUGGACGGGUUGUAGUUUUAGCUUGUGAAGGGUCUGAGCUGAAGGGUUAUAUGCGAAAACAAGCAAAUAGCAGAGCCAUUAGUAAACACAUGCACAAUGGUGGGAUAAGUAGCUUCAGUUUCCAUUCUAGCCCAAGGAUGAUACCCCAUGUUCUUAAACCUGAAGUCCAAUUUGUCAAGCUAUCGAUUGAGCAAUACAUACCUCGUGGGAAGAAACUGAAGGAUGAUAAUGCUAUCCGGACACCUGUUUUCGAAUCCAAACUAAAUGUUGCAGAGGCUUCUUUAAUUGCCAAGUACUUCCAUCCCACAAGUGAAAAAUCUUGGCGGCCAUCUCUUAUUGCCUUUCCUCAUUUCCAGGCAUUCCCUUCCAGAGUGCAUAAAGUAAUGCACUCUUGUAGAACAGACAUGCUGAUUGAUACAAUGCAGUGUUUGCAAAAUCUACUGUUCUCUAGGGAGAGAGGAGAUCUUAUAAUUGAGGAUGAAAUCGCUUCAGGCAAGUGCUUGGGUGACAACAAAGAGAACAACAACAAAGAAGAUCCACAUCUAUGGGUUGAUUCUCCAAGCACCAAACCACAGGAAAAAGUAGAAGAUUCUGAAGUAUCACCCCUGAAGACCCCGAGAAGCGAGAAGCAUAAUGUGCUGGAUCUCCAUGGCCAAAGCUCUCCGGCUCAUGCUUACCUGUUCAGUUCUGACUUUGUGUCUGUAGAUGCUCUUGGGAAGGUCAUAAUUUUGUCUGUCCCUGUAGUUCCAUUGAAAGAGGCGAUACAUUGUAAGUUUACAAGUCCUAGCACUCAAAAUCCUUGCCAUUUGAAGGCACCAGAUGAAAAUGACAAGGAGCUGACGGUGCAAAACAAGUCUAGACCAGAUCUGAUUACAUCUUUGGCUCAACAUGAAAUAAAUGUGGCUUUAACGAUACCAAAGUCUAAUGCCCAGGAAGACAAAAUAUCGAAUCGUGUUGAAGUUAUUCCUGAGACUCCAUUAGUGAAGAAUACUCUUUUAAGUGGAGGAGAUUUUGUGGAUGAAACACUUGAUUGCUUGGAAAUCAAGGCACCACCUUUGCAGGCUGAUGAGUACAAUAAUAUUGAGUGGAGUCCUAGGCUAACUAAUAUGAUCCAAAGUGGUGUGGUUCCAGAGUCUCCAAUCAAUGAUAUUGGAUGGUCUAAUAGUAAAGGAAGGAGCAAGUUUCUUACUACAGACGUCAUUUCACCCAUGAAAUCGUGUAAUGAUCUGCAGCCAAGGUCUCCAAGUCAGUGGAAGAAUGAAAGAGCUAUCAAUAAUAGUGCCUGUCAAAGAAAUCUCUUAGUUUCCUCUAUUAAUAAUGCAAUGCAAACUCCUUUGGUUAAGGAGAAUAAUGUUGCCAGAACAGGUGGAUGCACCUCAAUUUCUCCAGCUGCUGACGAAACUUAUACUAACUGUAGCAAAGAUUGGGUUUUGAGUUCUGGAGACAAGUCAGAAAAUGUCAAACAAGUACACAAGUUCAGAAGAUUGCGGAAAAUUGGAGAUAUUGAGAGAAAUAGGAAUGCACAAGACAAAAAGGAAAAAACAUUAGUGAACCUUGAUAGAUCUUUUUCUGGUAUUAGUCCUAACCAAAUUAGGCGUGGUAAAGGUAAAAUGAAACAAAAUGGCAAAAUCAUGGCCUUCAUUGAGGAGGAAGCUGAGGUGUCUUCUGAAGCUGAAAUAUCAGAUGAUGAGGAAGACGAGCAAGGCAACAGUUCAUAUGAUGAUAGUUUCAUAGAUGACAGGACAAAUCCGACAGCUGCAAGCACGCAAGCUGAAAAUAGUAGAGUGGAUAUGAUGGCAAUUUACAGGCGAUCUUUGCUCACCCAAUCACCAAUGGAGAGGGAAUCAAAUUCUUUUGUCACCAGAACUCCUGAUAGUGGGACUUCCAUUAGCAGAAUGAAUGAAAGCAAAAGUUCCUCAGUCAAGACAUAUUCAAUUCAGACCCCGCAAACUGAUUCUGAAAACAAGUCUGUUGGAAAGGAUUCAGAUUUCUUUCCAAUAAACACUGACAGAAUGUCAGCAGCAAUGCCUCGUGUAACCACUAAUAGUAUGCAAGAAAAUGAGACAAAGCUUGAAACUAGGAAAAGGAAAUUGAGUUUUUUUCAAUCAGGAUCUAUUCCUGCUAUCAACCUGGAGCAAGAAUUCAGUUUGCAACCAAAUGCUGCCAGAAAAGAUACAUUCCUGCAGGAUCCAGUGCAAAACUCUGAUGCCAAUGGGGAAAUUUUUCAUGACGAUCAAUUCUUUGCCAACCUUGAUCUUGAUGCUGUGGAGGCACAAGCUACCUUGCUUCUCAAACACAGAUCAGAGUUAUCAGUACAAAAGCAUGAUGCAGUUUCAGUGUCCAGCAUACAAAAUUUUGACCUUCAGAAUUCUCCAUCAUUUGAUCUUGGGAUAUAGUGAUUUAAGGUGUAUCUAUUUAGUUCCCUUCCUCAAACAUCCUUUUGAAGAGUUGUUGCAAGCUAAUAUUCAGCAGCUACUCAAAAGGCUUUUGAGAUUUCAGGGAAAUUUCUCUUGUAGGAAAUAGGAUACGUACAUAAGUGUAAAGCAAUGUAAUUUAUAUAGGAAAUUAUGUAGCAUAUCAGAAGUAAAGGAGAGAGAAAGGACUAUAUGUAGCUCCAUGUAUAGAAGGAAAAAUUUCCAUUCACAGAUUUAUCAGAAAUAAUUGUCCAUGAAAA
Ricinus communis (castor bean) is the source of this 4541-nucleotide messenger RNA. Its product is annotated as DEAD-box ATP-dependent RNA helicase FANCM. Bases 160 to 4263 code for a protein of 1367 amino acids. The transcript is spliced from 22 exons. NCBI's taxonomy places the organism in Eukaryota, Viridiplantae, Streptophyta, Magnoliopsida, Malpighiales, Euphorbiaceae. Gene Ontology annotation, molecular function: four-way junction helicase activity; 3'-5' DNA helicase activity; four-way junction DNA binding. Gene Ontology annotation, biological process: double-strand break repair via synthesis-dependent strand annealing; replication fork reversal; interstrand cross-link repair. The record is from RefSeq and is a predicted model, not a curated record.